Molecule: messenger RNA, 1339 nt
Organism: Manduca sexta (tobacco hornworm)
Lineage: Eukaryota; Metazoa; Arthropoda; Insecta; Lepidoptera; Sphingidae
Gene: Vps60
Product: charged multivesicular body protein 5
Exons: 6
Coding region: 107-787 (226 amino acids)
Biological process (GO): late endosome to vacuole transport via multivesicular body sorting pathway; vesicle budding from membrane
Cellular component (GO): multivesicular body
Source: RefSeq, a predicted model, not a curated record
AAAAAUAAAGACAAUUGUCAUUUGUCAAUCAAAAUUGUUGUGAUAUUUCAUUCUCAUUGAUUGCAUUUUGCAUUAAACUGUUUUAUUAUUUUUUACCUUAUCAACAAUGAACAGGAUUUUCGGUCGAGGUAAACCCAAAGAACCGGGUCCCAGCAUCACCGAUUGUAUCAGCAAUGUCGAUACUAGAGCGGACAAUAUCGACCAAAAAGUGCAAAAACUUGAAGCGGAGCUUAGGAAAUAUAAAGAUCAAAUGACGAAAAUGAGGGAAGGACCUGCUAAAAACUCCGUAAAGCAGAAGGCUAUGAGGGUCUUAAAACAGAAGAAAAUGUAUGAGCAGCAACUUGAGAAUCUCAGAGCGCAGUCAUUCAAUAUGGAGCAGGCCAACUACGCCACUCAAACGUUAAAGGACACUCACGCCACCAUCGCCGCCAUGAAGGAUGGAGUCACACAAAUGAAGAAAGAGUUUAAGAAAAUCAACAUUGAUUCUAUUGAAGAUGUGAAUGAUGACUUAGCAGACAUGAUGGAGCAGGCUGAUGAAGUCCAGGAGGCUCUUGGCCGCCAGUAUGGCAUGCCAGAGAUUGAUGAUGAUGAACUGGCUGCAGAACUUGAUGCACUGGGUGAUGAAAUAGCGCUAGACGACGACGCUUCGUACCUGGACGACGUGGUCAAGGCACCGGCCGCGCCUGACAGGGAGCCGGGCGCAGACAGCGUGAGGAACAAGGACGGAGUGCCUGUCGAUGAAUUUGGCUUGCCGCAGGUGCCUAACGCAGCGCAGACUUCGCGUUGAUAAUGAACUUAAGAAUACAGGUUGUACUUUUGAAAUUCGGGCUUUUUAAAUGUUCGCGAAACCAUCAUGAUGAAGCAAAACAUAAGGCACUAUCAUUACUUAUUUGCAUUGAAAAUUAUAUAUAUUAAUAUUUCGAUAUGUUAAGUCAUAAAUAGUUAAAUUUUAUAAAAAUCGCAUUGUAUAAAGUGUUAAUAAAUUCGAAAUUGGUUGUAAUAGGUAUGUUAACUUACCUUACCAUACUUAAUUGUCUUGAAAAAUAUCAAUGUGUAAGCAGAUUACAUACAUACAAAGUAACCUAAUACACAUACAAAGUUGCUUAUAUUUUCAAAUAACACAACACACAACUUCAAUAAUAUAUGUAUGUUGCCGUUAUUGUAAACUUAUAUAUGUAAAGUAAUUAAGUUGAUAUGUUAAGCAUUAAUAUAAAAUAUAAUUUGUACUCAUAUGAUUUUUUAUUAUAUUUUAUCUACGUAAAAGUGUUUGAAUCCUGCAUCACAAUAUUACGACAUUACGACGGUAUUGAAAAAUAAACUGUUUUAAGAAAGAAACAGA